AAUCCUCAAUUUGACGGUGAGCGUCAACAGGUACAAUACUUUGCGCGCGGGGUGUCACUUGGAAUUGCCUAAAGACAUUAAAGUGAAGAACGCGGUGAUCAAACUACGAUCAAUGGACAAUGCGUGUUUUGCGUGGGCCGUGACGGCUACUCUGCAUCCAGCUGAAAGAAAUUCGGGAAUUAUCAUACCCGCAUUAUUCAACGGUACUGAAUUAACAAGACAUUGAGUUCCCAAUGACGUUGAGUCAAAUUAAACAGUUCGAACAACUCAAUGACGAUAUAUCCGUCAACGUCUAUACCAUCGAGGGACAGAAGACUUCAAAAGUUCUUCCAAUACGGCUUACCGACCGCACGGAUAAAAACACACGUGAAUCUGCUGUACGUGCAGGACCCGCGAAACAACAAUGUUGGACAUUUUGCGUGGAUUAAACAUCUAUCCCGCCUCGUGAGCUCGCAAAUUAAUAAACAUGGACAUACAAAGUACAUUUGUGAUCGAUGUCUUCACUACUUUAGUUCGAGCGACAAGUUGCAGUCUCACACAACAGACUGCCGAGAGGUAAACAACUGCGCUAUCAGACUACCGAGCGCGGACAAGUGGCUGAGCUUCAAGAACCACAGCAGGAAAGAGCGACUUCCCUUCGUGGUGUAUGCCGAUCUGGGGUACGUGCUGAAGAAGACAACCGGAGACGGAACACGCGUCAUACGCCUAUCAACAUCAUCGGGUAUGUAAUAUAGGAUACUACGUACAGUGCUCGUAUGAUGAAACGUUAUCAGCGUAUCGAUUUCGUCGCAAUAAUGACUGCGUCGCGUGGUUCGCCAAGAAACUCAAAAGAUUGGCGCAUCGCGUAAAAAACAUUUUGUCCGACAUUGUAUGCAUGGUAGACCUAACGCGAGACGAGUGAGAGACAUUUCACAGCGCGGCGCAAUGUCACAUUUGUGAAAAACCGUUCGCGUCAAUUGACAAUCGUGUACGCGAUGAUUGCCACCAUACCGGGCGUUAUAGAGGUCCAGCACAUUCGACAUGCAAUCUAAAUUAUAAGGAUUCUCACUUUAUCCCAGUAAUAUUUCACAAUCUAUCGGGCUAUGACGCGCAUUUUAUUAUCACGGAGAUAGCUGCCGCGUUCGAAGGCUCGAUCGAUGUACUACCUAUAACAAAGGAAAAGUACAUCUCAUUCACUAAACACGUAAAAGAUACUGCUGAAAGAUCAGAUUCGCGAAGCGAUAUAAAAUUAAGAUUCAUCGACUCGUACAAAUUUCUGAGCACAAGUCUCGCAAAAUUGGCAUCCUUCCUCGAUAAAAAUAAGUUGAAAAUUAUACGUUCCAAAUUUUUCGCGUUAUCCGACAACGAUUUCAAAUUAUUGAUGCGAAAAGGUGUCUUUCCAUGCGAAUACGUAGACGGCAUAGAAAAGCUGGAGGAUACGUGUUUACCACCGCGCGAUUCAUUUUACAAUUCCUUGACCGGUGACACUGUAUCCGAGAGCGAUUACGCGCACGUCGCGAACGUAUGGCAGCGAUUCUCCGUUCGAACCCUGGGCGAAUACAGUGAUCUAUACCUGAAAACCGAUGUCUUGCUGUUGGUCGACGUGUUUGAAAAGUUCCGCGAUAGCUGUAUCGCGAGUUACAGACUUGAUCCCGCGUACUACUACACUUUACCAGGCUUUACGUGGGACGCCAUGUUGAAACAUACGUGUGUCAAUUUCGAACUGCUGACCGACAUUGACAUGGUCAUGUUUAUCGAACGAGGUAUUCGUGGCGGUCUGAGUCAGUGUUCAAACAGAUACGCGCAGGCCAACAACAAGUACAUGCAGUCGUACAAUCCAUCGAAACCGUCGUCGUACCUGAUGUACUUUGAUGUCAACAACCUGUACGGCUGGGCGAUGUGUCGGUCACUGCUCUACGCAGAUUUUCGAUAGGUCAAAGACGUGUCAAAUUUCGACUUUAGCGCGAUUGCUUCGGAUUCGCCUAUCUGCAGCAGUGCACGCGCCACGGCCUUUGCGUCACAAAAAUACAUCGCGUAUUGCAAUUUGCUCAAUCUGCGUGGCUCCGCGCUUACAUCGAACUUAAUACAAAAUAAAUUUCUAAAAAACAUUGGCCAAAAAUGAGUUCGAAAAAAAUUUAUAUAAAUUAAUGAAUAACGUGGUUUUCGGGAAAACGAUGGAAAAUGUACGCAAUCACGUCGAUGUAAAAUUACUGACAAAGUGGGACGGACGAUACGGCGUGGAGGCAAUGAUCGCGCAACCAAAUUUCCACAGCAGGAGCUUGUUUUCGAAAAAUCUGAAAGCCGUCGAACUGCGCAAACUCGAGGUGAAAUUCAACAAAGCGAUCUACAUCGGCAUGUGCAUCCUCGACUUGUCGAAGGUGUGCCUAUACGAAUUUCACCACGAGUACAUGUCUUCCCUGUACUGCGACUCGUGUAGAAUCAUGUAUACCGACACGGACAGUCUGAUUUAUCAUAUCAAGUGCGACGACGCGUACGAGAACAUGAAACGCGAUAUAGUCAGGUUCGACACGAGUGAUUACGCGGUAGACAACGCUUAUGGUAUGUCUCUCGUCAAUAAAAAAGUGCCGGGCCUGAUGAAGGACGAAAACAACGGUGCCAUUAUGACCGAAUUCGUUGGACUUAGGGCGAAAAUGUACGCCUUGCAAGUCGAUGGUAAGAAAGAAUGUAAAAAGCAAAAGGUGUCAAAAGCAACGUCAUCGCGCGCACCAUCACGUUCGACGACUACACGCGGUGUCUGAACGAUGAGAUCGAAAUGACUCAAUCGCAGUCGUGCAUAAGAUCGAAAAUGCACAAAAUGUACACUAUCAGCGAGACGAAAAUUGCUCUGAGUCCGUACGACGAUAAGCGAUAUAUCGUGCCGGAUUCGACCAAUACGUUGCCGUGGGAACAUUACCGAAUAUAACGUAUG
Molecule: messenger RNA, 2908 nt
Organism: Temnothorax curvispinosus
Lineage: Eukaryota; Metazoa; Arthropoda; Insecta; Hymenoptera; Formicidae
Exons: 2
Coding region: 2127-2738 (203 amino acids)
Source: RefSeq, a predicted model, not a curated record